CCUCCAUCUUGUUCCUUUCCCCUUCAACAGAGCCUAAGACUGACUUGGUUAAAACCCAGGAGGGCAAUGGCCCUCUCUGUGGGUUUGAUCCCAGGACUGUUCAUGCUGAUAACUUUCCUGAGCCCCCAGGAAGCUGGGGUCAUCACAGCUGAUCACAUGGGCUCCUAUGGACCAGCUUUCUACCAGUCUUAUGGUGCCUCAGGCCAGUUUGCCCAUGAAUUUGAUGGCGAACAACUGUUCUCUGUGGACUGGAAGAAUAGAGAGGCAGUGUGGCGGCUGCCUGAGUUUGGUGACUUCAUGAACUUCGACCCACAGGGUGGGCUGACCAGCAUCGCCAUGAUCAAAGUCCAUCUGGAUACCUUAGUGGAACGCUCCAACAGAACCAGAGCCAUCAGUGUGCCUCCAAGGGUGACCGUUCUUCCCAAGUUUCGAGUGGAACUGGGCAAGCCCAAUCUUCUCAUCUGCAUUGUGGACAACAUCUUCCCCCCUGUGAUCGACAUCACCUGGCUGCGCAAUGGUCAAGCCAUCACCGAGGGAGUGGCCCAGACCAGCUUCUAUUCUCAGCCUGACCACUUGUUCCGAAAGUUCCAUUACUUGACCUUCGUGCCCUCCUUGGAGGACGUCUAUGACUGCAAGGUGGAGCACUGGGGCCUGGACAAGCCUCUCCUCAAGCACUGGGAGCCUCAGGUGUCUACCCAACCACCAGAUACCAUGGAGACCUUGGUAUUUGCCCUAGGCUUGGCCAUCGGUGUUAUGGGCUUCCUCAUGGGUACCAUCCUCAUCAUCCUCAGGCACCACUAUGGCUGAUGCUCACAGGUGAUGAGCUCUUGGAGAGAAGCAGAUCAUGGGAAAUGAUCCAUGGAUACCUCAAAGGUUUCAGGCCACAUUUGCAUGCUCAGCACCACAGUGAACUGAGUACGUCCUCACAGCACGGGCAUUGAAUGGUGUCAACUUCUGUCCUGUAGAUCCCCUCCUCUUUGGCUCCAGUACUUACAGUGGGAUGCUGGGGGCGCACUCAGCUUCCCUUCCUACUCCAAGCCCCAGUUGUUUUUGCUUUAUCCAAAAUGCUGGACAAUAACCCUACAUUUUCUAAUGAUGUGUGCGCUUUUUACUGUGUCUAGGCCUGUGCUCCCAGGUGUGAGGGAUGCUGGGAUCCUAAGAGGACGUGUGGGUAAUAAUGUAUGAGCAUGACUCUGUUGGCGGCCUUCUUCUAGACAGUGUAGUUGUGUCAUAUUGAA
This is a messenger RNA of Dipodomys spectabilis (banner-tailed kangaroo rat), 1238 nucleotides long. Its product is annotated as HLA class II histocompatibility antigen, DO alpha chain. The coding region runs from base 67 to 807 and encodes 246 amino acids. The transcript has 5 exons. Gene Ontology annotation, molecular function: MHC class II protein complex binding. The record is from RefSeq and is a predicted model, not a curated record. NCBI's taxonomy places the organism in Eukaryota, Metazoa, Chordata, Mammalia, Rodentia, Heteromyidae. Gene Ontology annotation, cellular component: MHC class II protein complex; membrane. Gene Ontology annotation, biological process: immune response; positive regulation of T cell activation; antigen processing and presentation of exogenous peptide antigen via MHC class II.